CUCCACAUGUCCCUACCCCUCUGAGCCACCGGUAUAUCCAUCUCCGGGGUUGCCCAGACCAGGCAGGCCCCCUCGUGCCACCACCGCCCGGUGCGUCCAGGCCGGGAAAGCGGAACAUUGGCCAUUUGGGGCGGGGGGCGGGGCUGGCGCGGGGACCCGGCCGCCCCUUCCAGCGGGGGCGGGCCGGGCUGCGCCUUUAAAUGCUGCCGGGCCCGUUGCCCGCAGACUGUCGGCCAGGAGGGAGCGGGCGCCUUUCCAGUCUCCGCAACCCGGUCAUGCCCCUCCGGUCCCGGCACCGGCCCUUCUGAGCCGCUGGCGCAUGUGGCCGCGCGCGCGUCCCCGGCCCCUCCGUAGGCGUCCGGCGCCCGGCCCCAGCGCGGCCUCGGUGUCCCCGCCGGCCUCCGGCCGGUCUUCCGCGCUGCCGCCCGCCCCCGGCCCGUCAGCCAUGCAGGCGCGGGCGCUGCUUCUGGCUGCGCUGGCCGCGCUGGCCCUGGCCCGGGAGCCACCGGCGGCGCCGUGCCCCGCGCGCUGCGAUGUGUCGCGCUGCCCCAGCCCGCGCUGCCCCGGCGGCUACGUGCCUGACCUCUGCAACUGCUGCCUGGUGUGUGCAGCCAGCGAGGGCGAACCGUGCGGCCGCCCCCUCGACUCGCCGUGUGGGGAGAGCCUGGAGUGCACGCGCGGAGUGUGUCGCUGCCGCUGGGCUCACGCGGUGUGCGGCACCGACGGGCACACCUAUGCCAACGUGUGCGCGCUGCAGGCGGCCAGCCGCCGGGCGCUGCAGCUCUCUGGGACGCCCGUGCGCCAGCUGCAGAAGGGCGCCUGCCCAUCGGGUCUCCACCAGCUGACCAGCCCGCGGUACAAGUUCAACUUCAUCGCCGACGUGGUGGAGAAGAUCGCGCCGGCUGUGGUCCACAUAGAGCUCUUCCUGAGACACCCGCUGUUUGGCCGCAACGUGCCCCUCUCCAGCGGCUCGGGCUUCAUCAUGUCAGAGGCCGGCCUGAUCGUCACCAACGCCCACGUGGUGUCCAGCACCAAAGCCCUCUCAGGCCGACAGCAGCUCAAGGUGCAGUUGCAGAAUGGUGACACCUACGAGGCCACCAUCAAGGACAUCGACAAGAAGUCGGACAUCGCCACCAUUAAGAUCCAUCCCAAAAAAAAGCUCCCGGCGCUGCUGCUGGGCCACUCGGCAGACCUGCGUCCUGGCGAGUUUGUGGUGGCCAUCGGCAGCCCCUUCGCCCUGCAGAACACGGUGACCACGGGCAUCGUCAGCACGGCCCAGCGGGACGGCAAGGAGCUAGGCCUACGGGACUCAGACAUGGACUACAUCCAGACGGACGCCAUCAUCAACGUGAGCGCGCUCAGCCCUGCCCCAGGACCUCACCCCGAUGGCGAGGUCAUUGGCAUCAACACGCUCAAGGUCGCAGCCGGCAUCUCCUUCGCCAUCCCCUCGGACCGCAUUGUGCGCUUCCUCACAGAGUUCCAGGACAAGCACGUCAAAGAUUGGAAGAAACGUUUCAUUGGCAUACGGAUGAGGACUAUCACACCGAGUUUGGUGGAAGAACUAAAGGCCAGCAACCCAGACUUCCCGGAGGUCGGCAGUGGGAUUUAUGUGCAAGAGGUUGUUCCAAAUUCACCGUCUCAGAGAGGGGGCAUCCAAGAUGGCGACAUCAUCGUCAAGGUCAACGGGCGCCCGUUGGCGGACUCGAGCGAGCUGCAGGAGGCCGUGCUGACCGAGUCCCCGUUGCUACUGGAGGUGCGGCGCGGGAAUGACGACCUCCUGUUUAACAUCGCGCCCGAGGUGGUCCUGUGAUGGUGAGGCCACCUCCCCCCAUCUCCGAGCACCAGAGCCUGCAGCCGAGGACAGGUGCCAGCCCAGUCGUUCCACCCGGAGUUGCUGCCUCCCUUGGAGUCAGGACGAAGGACCGCAGUCGGUCCUCAGCAGAGCCGGCGGCCCCCUCCCGGCUGUCCACAGUCUGGACUUGGCCAGGGGUCCGCGUCUCAGUGUUGGGAGCGUUGGCUCCUGCAUCACAGUGCCCAUGGGGGCAGCCCGCUGUCCCCUUUGUACAAAAGCUCCUGAGGGUCACCUUCCAAGUUCCCCGGAUAAUGUAAAAUGAUUCCGAUACUUGAGAAGACUCCUCUAUCGUGUCCGGAAGCCCACCCUCUCUCCCACCCCCCUGCCUUUGCACCUGAUACCUCUGUCUGAAAUGCCCUCCCUGCUCCUACCCCACCCUCCCCUCCCCGACUCACCUCAGGUCUCAGCUCCCAAGCCUCCCUGGCCCCCCAGGAAAAAGUGAGCAAGGCUGUCUGCCCCUGGAGGGCAGGCUACGUCUGACCCUUCAGGGACUCAGGUGUGGCGGGCCUGGCCCAGAGCGGGCACCAAGGGGUGUCCUCUGGCUGCCUAGCUGAGCCCUGCAGCUGGAGACGAGGUUCCCCUCCCCAGGAGGGGGUGAAGCUGGUGGGGAGCAACAUGUGUCAACACCCUCUGGGCGGGCAGAGGAAGCUGGGACCUGCCAGGAGGAGGGGGCUGCAAGGACUGAGCCGCUUGGCCUUCUCUGUGCUGUUCUGUGUGGAGCAACCGACUCAGGGGACCGCCCCGUAGCAGCAAGAAGAACCCUCCUCUCAGCGGGGAGCAGUGCCUUUCGAGGUGUAUCUGUGAGCUUCGCUUUACAGUCAACCCCCCAUGUUGCUUAUACUGUGUUUCUCUACUGUAUGGAAAUUAAAGUUUACAAGCACAUGGUCCUUA
Hipposideros armiger (great roundleaf bat) is the source of this 2743-nucleotide messenger RNA. RefSeq names its product HtrA serine peptidase 3 (gene HTRA3). Bases 320 to 1810 code for a protein of 496 amino acids. Gene Ontology annotation, molecular function: protein binding; serine-type endopeptidase activity. Gene Ontology annotation, biological process: proteolysis. Gene Ontology annotation, cellular component: extracellular region. NCBI's taxonomy places the organism in Eukaryota, Metazoa, Chordata, Mammalia, Chiroptera, Hipposideridae. The record is from RefSeq and is a predicted model, not a curated record. The transcript has 8 exons.